This is a messenger RNA of Mustela erminea (ermine), 2521 nucleotides long. Its product is annotated as NXPE family member 3-like. Lineage: Eukaryota; Metazoa; Chordata; Mammalia; Carnivora; Mustelidae. The record is from RefSeq and is a predicted model, not a curated record. Bases 35 to 1615 code for a protein of 526 amino acids. The transcript is spliced from 5 exons.
CACAGACCUGUUCAUCAGACAGUUCAAGUGGCACAUGACCAUAAUUGUGGGAUCCGUUGUUGCAAUUUGUAUCUUGUACAUCAGAGUUUCCUGGCGUGACAGUACUGUUCCUCUGCCCCCACAGCCCCACCCAGCCUGCAAGUCUUCUGGCUCUUUCCUCCAGGAGCUCUCGGACCUGACCCAUCUUCUGCACUGGCCUCCUACCCCAGGAGAUGGAGGGAACCUUUUGUCCUCUACCAGUCCCCAGACCUCCACUUACCACCUGAGGGGACCUUCCCAGGCCAACUACACCCUGGGCGGCUACCUGGAGGCCAUUCUUGUCGCCAGAGACCACCAGGGCAGGCCCAAGACCCAUGGUGGGGAUCUGUUUCGGGCACAGCUCCUGAGUCCCUACCUGAAGGCGGGAGUCCCUGGGGAUAUCCAGGAUCUGGAGAACGGCACCUACCUGUUGACCUUCCCCCUACUCUGGGCUGGACAGGUCCAGGUGCAAGUGCGGCUGAUCCACUCCAGUGAGGCCGUUGGGGUCCUGCGGGGAAUCUGGAGAGACCAGUGGGCCACGGUCGAUUUCACGGGCUAUUUUCGAGGACCCACAGGACAUGAAGAAAUUGUGACUUGCAACGUGAACCCCCUACUAACUGGGGAAGAAGAAUCCACCUGUCACUACAAGGAUGAAGACACUGGUGAGCUCUGGUUCUGUGCUCGGCCUCCCACCCUGCCCUGCGACUCGCUGGUGGGCCAUUCAAGUGGACAUUAUUGGAAUGUGACCACACCACACGAGGAGGCCCUGCUGGCGUGGAAUGUGACAGACAAGGUCCUCCCUCAGGGUAUUUCUCCAAUCUGGGUGGCCGAGGAGAGCAACAAGAGUCUGGUUGUGUCCCCUCAACAACCGUGCCGCCCUGGGAUCCCGGGCCCGAGGCCCUCUGGCUUCUACCACCGAGCUGUGUGGCACUCCCUGUCCUGCUCUGGCCGCUCCUUCUCCACUGCUGUCAGCAUCCUGGGCUGCCUGGCUGGCCGCAUCGUCCACAUGAUGGGGGACUCCACGCUCCGCCAGUGGUGGGAGUACCUGCGGGACACCGUGCCCUCUCUAAAGCCUGUGGAUCUACAUGCCACGUAUCACACGGGGCCCCUGAUGGCCGUGGAGACCACUCGGGACAUCGUGCUACACUGGCGGGCCCACAGCUGGCCCCUGCGCUCCCUGCGCACACCGGUGGCCUCCCUGCACUCUGUGGCGCGGGAACUGGGGGGCCUGGCUGGGGGCCCCCACACCGUGGUGGUGCUGGGCCUGGGUGCCCACUUCACCACGUUUCCCCCGUCGGUCUUUGUGCAACGCCUCGCAGGGAUCAGGGCGGCGGUGGCAGCGCUGCUGGCCCGGGAGCCCCGCACUCUCGUGGUCAUCAAGCUGGCCAACACCGGCUACAAGUCCGUGUAUGGCAGUGACUGGUUCACCCUCCAGGUGAACCGGCUUCUCCGAGCUGCCUUUGCUGACCUCCGUGUGGCCUUUGUGGACGCCUGGGAGAUGACCUCCAGUCUGGGCCUGCCCGACAGGAUCCACCCAGGCCGACUUAUCGUCCGCAAUGAAGUCAACGUCUUCCUGUCCUUCGUUUGUCCCACUUGAGCGCUGCUGCGGGUCCUGGGCUGGGUGGACGGGGAAGCUGAUGGGAUGAUCAAGCCUGGACAUCCUUCCCUUCAGCCGUCUUCACCUCUUCGCUGACUUUUCUCAUGCCCAGGCCAGCGAGAAUUGCGAGGGAAGCCUGGCAGUGGUCCAGCGACAUCUGUCACAUCCGUGCCUGCGAGGAUUGUCAUUUUAUGUGCCGGAGUCUCCAUUUAGAGUGUCAGCGAGCCUUCCAAGUCAAACUUCAGUCAAACAAGAGAUUACAGAUAGGACCCGGCAAUUCCACUGCUGGGUAUUUAUCUGAAGGAAAGGGAAACACUAACUCAGAAAUGUAUCUGUACCCCCGCCUCCACUGACGGCAGCUUUAUUUACAACAGCCAAGACACGGAAGGAACCUGAGUGUCCACCAGUGGAUAAAUGGAUAAAGGAAAUGUGGCCUAGAUGAGAUGGAGAAGGACCCUGGGAACAAGGCCCUCCCUUUCCUGCAGUGCACGAACCAAGGAGCAAACUCAGACCACUUCAAAAUGAUGCCAGACACACGGUCGCCAAAAUUGACUUUUCAUUGACUUUCCGCCUCAUUUUAAUGCUAAAAACAUGCCCAGAGGUGGAGACUCCACAUGCAAAUGAAAGCCCAGGGUAUGAAGGAGCAGGUUGUGUCAGAUGCAGAUACCGCCCACUUUCCUGGGAGUCCCUGCUCCUGCCUGCCGGGCAUCAUUCCUUUUUCCCACCUCAGCCCCUUUAAAACUUGCCCUGGCUGUUGUUGAGAGAGCCUGUGUGACACCUUAGUCGUGACUGUGUCUCCCUUCAGCGGUAGCUGCUGCCCCCAGAAAGCCUUGCCUGUACCUUUAAAUUUGGGGUCCAGCCUUGGUUUCUACUGUAGCUGGGUACAAAGACCCAAGUCUGUAUAUA